Molecule: messenger RNA, 564 nt
Organism: Lycium ferocissimum
Lineage: Eukaryota; Viridiplantae; Streptophyta; Magnoliopsida; Solanales; Solanaceae
Exons: 1
Coding region: 1-564 (187 amino acids)
Source: RefSeq, a predicted model, not a curated record
AUGAAGGCUGGUAAAGAAAGGCAACAAAAUCAGUUGGAUCAAAACAACAGGAAUUUGAAUUCUAAUCCUAACAACAGCAAAAGUAUAAAAGGAGGCAAUGUUGAUGGAAAUAACACUGUGGACAAUGGAGAAAAAUCUCAGAAAGAAAAUGGAGAAACUAAUGUCACUCCUAUAUUCACUCAGAAUGAUCAGAACACUAAGGAUUUCAUACAACAAGAUAGGCAUGAAAGCAAGUUGGAGGAGCAAAGUGGUUCUUUCCGUCCUCCUAGAUUUGAAAAUAAAAAAGACCAGCAGAAUUUAAAUGAGAAUGACACUGAUAGACAUGAGAAUAGCUUAGAUGAAGUUGACAAUGAACCUGCAGAAGAAGAUGAAAUUGCAAUUAGCCUGAUAGAAGCUUUUUCUCCUAAGGAUCAUGACCAGGAGGAAAUCAUCAAGCUCAAGAAAUAUGUGGAAGAUUCUUUAGGAUUGUCACCAAGAGGAAAAUCAUCAGAGACACAAAAGAAGAUUCAGCAGAAACCUUCUUCCCCUCCUAUCACUAGAGGGAGAGGAAACAAAAAACUCUAA